CCUACCACCUGCAUUGUUCAACACGUGAACACAAAUGAUUGCAUCUUGCAUUCAGCUCAGACAGGAUAAAUUUGCGAGAGUUGACUGGAUCGUUAACUGUUGUCCAAAGACGGUACGUUAAUCAAGCUGGUCCAGGUCCUGGACGACGACAGCCCUGAAGACUGCGACGGUACUGAGCACCACGAUGACUUGACCUAUAAGCUGCCGUCAUUAGAAACGACAAACCGCGAACUGGAGCCGCACAGGGCACAUUCUUCUUCAGACAAUUAUGACACACAGUUCCCCAGAAUUCAAACAGACAAGGGUCUCACGGGCAGCGUCAGUAAUGCGUCAUCGAUGCUCCAGAUUUCUGUCAAAGCUCAGUCGUUUUCGGAGUUAUCUCCCCAAGUUGAUGAACUCGAUAGAGGAAGCAGCGCACGCCUCAAGCGGAAGCGACCUCUGCGACUUCCGCCUAUUCUCCUUCCAAAGGUGUACACUAUCGCUCAGCGGCCUUUACAGUGCCGCGAAUUUCUCACCCCUACCAAAAUAAGGGGACCUAUUACGGACUCCGAAUGGGAGGAGCUGAAAGACUGUCGAUAUAUUCGCCAUGCACUGCCUCGGUUUUCUCUACAAGUUUCAUCCUCGAACGUUUCAUCGUUUCAUUCCUGAUUCCCUUCAUUACUGAUUCGCUUCAUUACUGACUUCUUAUGGCUACCUGAAUCGGUGUACUUUGUAAUUGGACGUGGACGAUGUGAUAUUUUCAGUUUCGAAAAGCUCCACACAAGAAACUGAUGAAACACCACGGAUUAGAAGACGGAAACUAAGAAUGGUGUUUACAGAUUUGUUUUUGUUCUCUCAACAAUUUUUUUAUCUACUCCUAAGUGGUACAUGUACAGGGUGUAUACAUCAACGCACAGCGUGAACGACUUACGACUUUGUGGUACAUGUUCAGGAGUUGCUGAACAACUUUCGAAACAAUCUUUGCAGGAUUUGUCUUCCGAGCUCUCUAUACAUAAGUCCAAUGAUAUAGAUCGUACUUGUUUUUGGAUAUGUGUUCCUGGCAUUAAAGAAAAAUAAAAGUUUUACCAGGAAGUAAAUUUGAAAACACUGCAGACAGUAUGUCGUUUGAUUUUGUCAAGAGAAGAAUGAUGUUUGUGGCACAGAAAAGCUUGAAUUUUUUCCCAACCUCUUUGCAUGUACCCAUCUUACUAGUGCACGGUAAGCAUCUACGCUUACCAGUCAGGGAAUUCGUUUACUGCUUUCAAAUAUUGAAAGAGACAAACGUUAACACUGUAUCCAUGCUUUAUCCAGAGGCGUUAGCUUUCUGUGCCAACGACAGCAUUCUGAUAGGUGACUAUUAUUAUGUGAACUUGGGCAAGAUGUGUUUGCAGAAGCUAAUAUGUUGAAAGUGUAUUAUUGAAGUGUGCCUCUAUAUACAUGUAUUUGGAAAGAAUGUCAUUAUACAACGAUUCUUCGUAUGAGGAUGAAUAAAGUAGGUCGUCACUAAGUUAAAUUAGAGUUUGUGUUUGAGGUUCAAGUAAAGGCAAGCGCCUUGACACGAUAACAGUAAUUUAGUGAAGGGUAUAGCAAGUUACAUCGACAGAAAU
Molecule: messenger RNA, 1586 nt
Organism: Aplysia californica (California sea hare)
Lineage: Eukaryota; Metazoa; Mollusca; Gastropoda; Aplysiida; Aplysiidae
Source: RefSeq, a predicted model, not a curated record